This is a messenger RNA of Drosophila suzukii, 923 nucleotides long. RefSeq names its product probable methylthioribulose-1-phosphate dehydratase. NCBI's taxonomy places the organism in Eukaryota, Metazoa, Arthropoda, Insecta, Diptera, Drosophilidae. Gene Ontology annotation, cellular component: cytoplasm. The record is from RefSeq and is a predicted model, not a curated record. Gene Ontology annotation, molecular function: methylthioribulose 1-phosphate dehydratase activity; metal ion binding.
AUUUCAGAAUUGUUUACAUUCGUUCGUCGCUUUCAGAUUCCCCUUUAUCUUUAUCUGGCUUAUCAGCUUUAAGUCACGUUGUCAGCGAGAUGGCCCUUUCGAUCUUCAAAGAUCUGCCGCCGGAGCAUCCGCGCCACCUGAUUCCAUCGCUAUGCAGGCAGUUCUAUCACCUGGGCUGGGUCACCGGCACAGGAGGUGGCAUGAGCAUCAAGCACAACGAUGAGAUCUACAUAGCACCAUCGGGCGUCCAGAAGGAGCGAAUGCAGCCGGAGGAUCUGUUUGUGCAGGACAUCACCGGCAAGGAUCUGCAGCUGCCGCCGGAGAUCAGGGGCUUGAAGAAGAGCCAGUGCACCCCGCUCUUCAUGCUGGCCUACCAACAUCGCGGGGCGGGCGCGGUUAUCCACACCCAUUCCCAGCACGCCGUGAUGGCCACGCUCCUGUGGACGGGGAAAACCUUCCGCUGCACCCACUUGGAGAUGAUCAAGGGCGUGUACGAUGAGGCGGAUAAGCGAUAUCUGCGCUAUGACGAGGAACUGGUCGUUCCCAUCAUCGAGAAUACACCCUUCGAGCGGGAUCUCGCCGACAGCAUGUACGCCGCCAUGAUGGAGCAUCCGGGCUGCAGUGCCAUCCUGGUGCGACGACACGGGGUCUACGUUUGGGGACAGAACUGGGAGAAGGCCAAAACCAUGUCGGAAUGCUAUGACUAUCUCUUCUCCAUUGCCGUGGAAAUGAAAAAGGCCGGAAUCGAUCCGGAGAAGUUCGAGAGCACUUAGAGAACUUGAACUGAUUAAAAUACACACGCCAUUCGCUGUUUAACCCUAUAUAAGCCUUAUACUGCAUUUAUCAUCAGACAUUUUCUGACCAAUGCAAGGUUAUAGUACUGAAAAAUAUUAAUAAAAAUCAAAACUUUAUGAAAAACUUUA